AUGGGGUCCACAUCCUCAACACAGACCCAGUGCGCAGGGAGGUCGCCCCCACCUCCAGAGCCACCUGGGAGCGGAGGGCCGUGGAGCCCCCCGACGUUCACGGUCCCAGGCCGCUGGGGCCGAAAGGAGAAGCGGAGAAGUUGGCGGCAGAGCGUGCCCCAGCUGCGCUCGCGGGGAGCGCUGGAGGAACCCCCUCCCAGCCCGGCCCGCCCCGGGUGUUGUUUGUCCAUUUGGAUGCCGUUCAAGCUGUUGAACGGGGAAAACAGUCCAGCCAACAUGCACUGCAGAUCGAAGAGGGACGGGAGCAGGGGAAACGUGGAUCCCACAUACAUGGCGUGUUCUUCACGAUCUGCAAUGUUUCCCUUUUUCUACAUAGACUGUCCUUCAUCCACCUGGGUUCAAUUUCAAGACAGUUGUUACGUUUUUCUUCAAGAAGCCAUCAAAGUAGAAAGCAUAGAAGACGUCAGAAAUCAGUGUACUGACCAUGGAGCAGACAUGAUAAGCAUACAUAAUGAAGAAGAAAAUGCUUUUAUACUGGAUAUUUUGAAAAAGCAGUGGAAAGGCCUGGAUGAUAUUCUACUAGGAAUGUUUUAUGACACAGAUGAUGCCUGUUUCAAGUGGUUCGAUAAAUCAAAUAUGACAUUUGAUAAGUGGACAGACCAAGAUGAUGGUGAGGAUCUAGUGGACACCUGUGCUUUUCUGCACAUGAAGACGGGUGGAUGGAAAAAAGGAAAUUGUGAAGUUUCUUCUGUAAUAGGAACACUUUGCAAAGCAGCGAUCCCAUAUGAAAAGAGAUAUUUAUCAGAUAACCACAUUUUAAUAUCUGCGAUGGUGAUUGCUAGCACAAUAGUUUUGACCCUUUUGGGCGCAAUCCUCUGGUUCCUGUACAAAAGACAUUCCGAGUCUGGUUUCACCACUGUCUUUUCAAGUGUGGCCCAAUCUCCUUACAGUGAUGACUGCGUCUUGGUAGUGGAAGAAAACGAACAUGCUGUUCAGUUCGACUGAAUUUUUUUUGUCAUCUCAUAUUGACAUCGAAAGUACUACCAGUGAUUUGUGUGAAAAUUUGAUAUAAAACUUGGGAGUUACACACGAGUCUUUAUGGUAUAUUUUCUCCGUAUAGCAACAUUGUUUUCAAGUAAUAAUUCUGUCAAAACCUAAUCUUUGAGCACAUUUUCUAAAGAUUUAAAAUGAACUAUCAUUUGGUGACUUCACCACACCCGCCCCCUUUAAUGAGGGCAAGCUUGAAGCCCGAGUAAAGCAGAUAAAAAGCAAA
Messenger RNA from Echinops telfairi (small Madagascar hedgehog), 1273 nucleotides. RefSeq names its product CD302 molecule (gene CD302). The coding region runs from base 1 to 1005 and encodes 334 amino acids. Gene Ontology annotation, molecular function: signaling receptor activity. Lineage: Eukaryota; Metazoa; Chordata; Mammalia; Afrosoricida; Tenrecidae. The transcript has 6 exons. The record is from RefSeq and is a predicted model, not a curated record.